Messenger RNA from Hemiscyllium ocellatum (epaulette shark), 2781 nucleotides. RefSeq names its product basement membrane-specific heparan sulfate proteoglycan core protein-like. Gene Ontology annotation, biological process: defense response to bacterium; phagocytosis, engulfment; positive regulation of B cell activation. Bases 105 to 1745 code for a protein of 546 amino acids. The record is from RefSeq and is a predicted model, not a curated record. Gene Ontology annotation, molecular function: immunoglobulin receptor binding; antigen binding. The transcript is spliced from 7 exons. Gene Ontology annotation, cellular component: blood microparticle; external side of plasma membrane; immunoglobulin complex, circulating. Lineage: Eukaryota; Metazoa; Chordata; Chondrichthyes; Orectolobiformes; Hemiscylliidae.
CGAGACAUUAAAGAAGCUGCAGUUGACUGGGACACUUUGUGUUUCGAUGAAUUAACUGGACGUACAAUAAACUGUGUGGAUAACAACGUUGCUGAUCUGUUGAGAUGAUCAGUGGAACUUUAUUUGCUGUGACCCUGUCCCUCUGUGUUGCUUUUGGAGCAGAUCCCCCAGUCCUUCUCCAGUCUCCGACCCUGGAACGUGUCACCGAGGGUCACAGUGUCCGGUUACUGUGCACCGUGAAGAACACCCCAGUGACACACACCGAUGUUCACUGGUACCGGGAACAACCAGGAAGAAGGAGGGAGUGGAUUUUGGUCCAUUACUCAUGGAAUUUUGUCCGAUGGUACUCAGGUUACUACACAUGGAAUUCCAUGCAAUGGUAUUUCGGUUUCAAAAAGCGUUUCCAGUCUUCCAGAAACUCCUCCAGUAAUAGCUUCAUUCUGACUAUUGAAAACGUGCAGCCCUAUGACACUGGGGUCUAUUAUUGCUCAGUCUGGCGAAGUAUCAGUGGUGAAGGAAGCCGACUCAUUGUAAAUAGUACAUCUGGUCCAGUCCUUCUCCAGUCUCCGAUGGUGGAACGUGUCACUGAGGGUCACACUGCCCAGUUACAGUGCACCAUGAGGAACGGAACAGUGGCAAAGACCAUUGUUCACUGGUACAGACAAGAACCUGGGAGUCAUAUGAAGCUGUUUUUAACACAUGACAGAAAUGGUUAUGUAAGACGGGGCCAAGGUUCCACUGAUCGAUUCCAACUUUCCAGAGAGCCCUCCAGUAACAGCUUCAUUCUGACUAUCACAAAAGUGCAGCCCAGUGACAGUGGAGUCUAUUACUGCUCAGUCUGGGGAAGUGUCCCUGGUGGAGGAAGCCAGCUCGUUGUAAAUAGUACAAAUGUCCCUGUCCUUCUCCAGUCUCCAAUCCUGGAACAUGUCACUGAGGGUCAAACUGCCCAGUUACAGUGCACCAUGAGGAAUGCUGCAGUGACACUCGCUGAUGUUCACUGGCACCGGGAGCAGCCAGGGAACAGCACGGAGUGGGUUUUAACAUAUGAUGUGAGGAACAUCACACAAUGGAGCCCAGGAUUCGCUGAGCGCUUCCAAUCUUCCAGAAGCCUCUCCAAUAACAGCUACAUUUUGACCAUCACAAACACGCAGCCCAGUGACACUGGGUUCUAUUACUGUAAAGUGUGGGGAGAUAUCAGUGGGAAUCGAACCCAGCUGAUUGUAAGAGAUCCAAUAGCUGAUCCAGUCCUCAUUCAGUAUCCAGUGGUCAGCAAAGUAGCAGAGAGUGAAACUGUCGAGUUUCAGUGUGCCAUGUACAAUGCCAGUGUGAUUGACACUGAUGUCCACUGGCACUACCAGCGACCUGGCAGCAACAGGGAGUGGAUGAUAAGCCACUUUGUGAAUGGCACCCUCACCACGGCCCAGGGUUUCCACGAUCGUGUUCUGCUUUCCAGGAAUGUCAGCAGGAACAGUUACAUUCUGAGCCUUGUGAAUGUGACUCUCAAUGAUACUGCUGUGUACAGCUGCAGUGUGUGGAGCUACAUUUAUGGAGCAGGGAGUCAGCUCAUUGUAACUGAAGAGUCUUCCCAUGGUAUUCCCCAGACUUCAGGUCCCAUUUCAAUCAUUGGCACCAUUCUGGCCUUCGCUGUCUUGAUCUGCAUUGUCCUGCUCACAUUUUGCCUUUGGAAACAAAAUCUGUGCUCAUCAGUAAAGGACUCCACACAAGGAUCGAACACGGAGCAGUGAGCGAGCAGCAGUUCCUCCUGUUGUGGUAAGGAAAUGGGACACCGCUGUUGGUUUUUGCUGCAUUUAAGAAACAGAAGCCACAUCCUGGAGGAACUUCAGUAUCACCAGAACAAUUGCAAAUCAUAACUUGUAACACACAGAAAGUCUCUGUUGCACAACAGGCUCUGACUGAACGCAAUCAAAGAGAAAUCAAUCAUUUCUGUCUUUUUAAUCCAGACCCUUUCGGACCCUGAGAUUACUUGGCACUCAAACCCUUCCAGACCCUGGGAUUACUGGGCACUCAGACAGUGCAGUAGCUCAGCAUGUGGGUGGAAGGUGCAGGAGGCAGUGCAGUCUCUCACUGAUAUUAUUUGGAGCACACUGCCCUCUGCUGCUCCCUCUAGCAUUGUGCAGAACAACAGCAGGGACAUUGUGGGAACAGCUUGAAUUGCGAGUUCCUUCCUCAGCACUGGCUCUGGUUAUUGGAAUUCCCCAGUUAAGAGCCAGCACUGGGUCAAUGGACAGCCCCAUGCAGAGCUGAGCUUGACCAGGAUGAGGCAAGUCAUGCCUUAAACUGGAGACAUUCAUCACAAUAUUGGAAAAAUAAUGUUUGAUCAUUAAAGUUGGAACAUCCCCAGAAUGUUGCCUGGGUCUCUAGUUUAAUCGUCUCGUGAUAAUCCCACUCAGACAUUGACUGCCCCUCAGCGUGAUUGGUUCCUGUUUUCAUUAUGUUUUAAUCUUGCCUAGUUGUGCAGUUUGGGUUGGUUUUAUUUUGCCAGCCUUUUCCAAAUAGUUGCUCUCAGGAAUAAAGGAGUAGGAGUGGACCAUUCCUUCUUCUCGCCCUCUUAUCCCUGCUAUCCCAUCUUUUGUCUUUCUAUUCCUUACAGUCCAUGUUUCCUCUCCUCUGUUUCCCUUCACUUUGUGUAUUCCUUCCCUUCACUUGAUCUCCUCCCUCUCCAACCAUUUCCCCAAACUUCUUCCAUCUCUCUGUAUCCCUCACCCUCUCAUUAUUUCAUGCCCUUUCUAUGGUGGCUACUACCUUCCCCCCACCCCCCCC